AUGGCUUUCCUGGAGGAUGGGAACCACACUGCAGUGACAGAGUUCAUUUUAUUGGGUUUAACUGAUGAUCCAGUCCUUAGAGUCAUCCUCUUCACCAUCAUCCUGUGCAUCUACCUGGUGACUGUGUCUGGAAACCUCAGCACCAUCCUUCUCAUCAGAGUCUCCUCCCAGCUCCAUCACCCCAUGUACUUUUUUCUCAGCCACUUGGCUUCUGUUGACAUAGGCUACUCAUCUUCUGUCACACCCAAUAUGCUUCUCAACUUCCUGGUGGAGAAAAAUACUAUCUCCUAUCUUGGGUGUGCCAUCCAGCUCAGUUUAGCUGCUUUUUGUGGUACAGUUGAAUGUUUUCUUCUUGCUACCAUGGCUUAUGAUCGGUUUAUGGCAAUCUGCAACCCACUGCUUUAUGCAACUAAAAUGUCCAUACGAGUCUGUAUCCAGUUGGUUGUAGGCUCUUAUAUAGGAGGUUUUCUUAAUGCUUCCUCCUUCACCUUAUUCUUCUUUUCUUUUAUCUUCUGUGGACCAAAUAGGAUCAAUCACUUUUACUGUGAUUUUGCUCCUUUGGUGGAGCUCUCUUGUUCUAAUGUUAGUGUCUCUGAAUUUGUAACAUCAUUUUUUUCUGGCUCAGUUACUAUGGUUACAGUGUGUAUCAUAGCCAUUUCCUACACCUACAUUCUUAUCACCAUCCUGAGGAUGGCCUCCACUGAGGGCCGCCACAAGGCCUUCUCCACCUGCACCUCCCAUCUCACUGCCGUCACUCUCUUCUAUGGGACGAUCACAUUCAUUUAUGUAAUGCCCAAGUCCAGAUAUUCCACAGACCAGAACAAGGUGGUGUCUGUGUUCUACAUGGUGGUGAUCCCCAUGUUGAACCCUCUUAUUUACAGCCUCAGGAAUAAUGACAUUAAGGAUGCUCUGAAGAGACAUCUUUGUAAGAAAAUCUUUUCUAAAGAUGUCUGCUAA
Messenger RNA from Rattus rattus (black rat), 957 nucleotides. RefSeq names its product olfactory receptor 493. The record is from RefSeq and is a predicted model, not a curated record. Bases 1 to 957 code for a protein of 318 amino acids. The transcript has a single exon. Gene Ontology annotation, biological process: G protein-coupled receptor signaling pathway; sensory perception of smell. Lineage: Eukaryota; Metazoa; Chordata; Mammalia; Rodentia; Muridae. Gene Ontology annotation, cellular component: membrane. Gene Ontology annotation, molecular function: G protein-coupled receptor activity; olfactory receptor activity; odorant binding.